AUGGCACACUCAACAGGUUCAGGGAGUACCUUGAAAAGUGGUUUAAUUGAUUUUACAGCUGGUUCACUUGGUGGAGUAGCGGUAGUAUAUGUUGGACAGCCUUUAGACACAGUAAAAGUGAAAAUGCAAACAUUUCCACAUCUUUAUAAAGGGAUGUUAGAUUGUUUGAAACAAACAUUUCGAAAUGAUGUUACUGGAACUGAGAAAGUUGAGCAGCUCUCAACCAUGGGUAAUGCAUCUGCAGGUUUCUUGGCAGCAUUCUUCUCCUCGUUUACACUCUGUCCAACAGAAUUGAUAAAGUGCCAGUUGCAAGCUAUGAGAGAAGUCAAUGUGCAGGGCUCCCAAACAGCUAUGAAGAUAACUCCAAUACAAUUAACACAGCAAAUAUUUAGAGAAUAUGGUAUCCAGGGUUUGUUCAGAGGACUAGUUCCAACAAUCAUGAGAGAAAUGCCUGGCUAUUUCUUCUUUUUUGGAGGAUAUGAAGGUACAAGAGAGCUGCUAGCCAAGCCUGGGCAAUCCAAAGAGGAUAUUGGCUUCUUGAAGACGAUGGUAGCUGGUGCAGUGGGCGGCUGUGUUCUAUGGACAGUGAUAUUUCCAUCGGACGUCAUCAAGUCCCGCAUACAAAUAUCAAAUAAAAAACAAAAAUUCUUAACUGUUGGAAUGGACAUUGUUCGUAACGAAGGUGCAUUGGCGCUGUUCAAUGGGUUGAAACCAACGUUAGUAAGGACGAUACCAGCAACUGCUGUUCUAUUUGUCAUCUACGAGUACUCAAAGAAGUUUAUGCAUCAAUCAUUCGGCGAUUGA
Messenger RNA from Leptosia nina, 804 nucleotides. NCBI's taxonomy places the organism in Eukaryota, Metazoa, Arthropoda, Insecta, Lepidoptera, Pieridae. The record is from the annotation of a GenBank genome assembly.